AUGCCUCAAUCCUCUUACUCCUCCAAACGGGCACCCAAGAGUUCAGCUAAAAACGCUCACCCACGCCCUACAAACCUCGAGAGCCACUUCAUGCGCAACUUGGAUAUGUCUCCCAAGGCCAACCCCCCCCUAAAAAUCUCUUCGGUGUCCUCUGUCUCGUCCCUUGAGGAUUUAAGUGAGGAAGCAGAUGAUUCGGAAGAAGAUGCGGAUGAUGAGGAAGAACCAGCUGUCAGGGCCCCGUCUUAUCGUCGUAGGGACAAUAAGACGGGGCGCCAACCUGGACGAGCUAAGAGAAGACGUGUUAUUUCCGAUGAUAGCAGCAAUCUUAGUGACACUGAUGAAAGUUCUGACGAUGUUUACGCUGCAGUGGACUACAUCACGGAUGCUGAAGACGAAGAGCAAGACGUCGAAAAAAUGGAAGAAAUGAUGAUUAUGGAAUCUGAAAGAUCACAGCGGCCGAUGCCUAGCUCAGAAAUCAACGAUGAGCAAUGGACCAUCUCCAACGUGUUUGAUGACCACAUGUUUUUACCUGCGGCUUCUUUCUUCGACGAGGAACACUUGUACUCCGCCAUGGAUACUUUUGGAGAACCAGAAAUGACUAGCGAGGCUGUCGAGACUCCAGUUGCUCGACGAGUCCACUUCGAGGAGCGAUCUGACUCGUCCUCUGACAGUGACUCCCACACCGACGAUGAAAUCCCCGGUGACUUUUUGCAGCAGGACAGCCUGGACCCACAGCUGCGUCGUAUGAUUGAAAAUGAUCACGAGUCUUACCGCGCCAACCACCGCAGGCAGUCUGAAGAGAUCUUCGGUGAUGCCGAUUACGGCCACGGCAACAUUUAUCACGUUGAGUCCGAGGGUUCCUCCGAGGGCAGCCUGAGUGGAUAUGAGAGCGACGAUGGUGAUACCACCGAUGAAGAUUUGCCCCCACCUGCUACCAUCACCCACCCUCGAUCCCUUCUUCGCCGGGACUCAUCCGACUCAUUGGCCCCUGUGGGUGACGACAAGAGCGACAGUGUCCCUCGCCGCCGUGGCCCCAUAAUGGGAACCUUCGUGGCUGACCCCCACAAGCCAGUCGCUCUGGUUGACUGCACUGGAAAGCACCUUGUCAUUAUUCCUGCCUACGCGUCCUCCCGCCACGACUGGCUUGAAUCCGCCGCCAACAGCAUGCCUGGAACUGCCAACACCAGCCCUCGCCAGACCACCCUUCACCUGGUCGACGAGAGUGACACCGAUGCUCUCGCCUCUCCUCACCAGACGGACCUCAGCCCUAUGCUGGCAUCCAGCGCCAACCUCAUGAUGACCGCUCUUGGCAAUGACCUGACACCCGGAGGCCAGGUUAUGGGUCCUCCUGAGGCAUUCUACCCCUCGCAAGACUUCACUAUCGAUAGCUCAUUCGAAGAGGAUGAAGAUGAUGACCCCGAGUCCACCCUCAAUGUAGAUGACUUUAUCGAUUUUGGCAAUGGCUCAUCGGACGAGGAAGAUGACAUGGACAACCAAUCCGAGGAUGAGGUCCAAGCCUCCCCAAUGGGACCACCAUCCGCCAAGUCCAUCGGCGCUCGCACUCCCACGCGCAAAUCAGACUCUCAGGCCCCUAACAACGAAGAACGCUUCCUGAACCAUCUGGACAAGGGUAUCGUCACAGCCUUCCGCCGCAACCACAACCGCUACCAGGCUCUCCUCCGCCUUCCCCAGCACCGCGAGUUUAUGCCUGCCAACUCCCCGGCUCGUCCAGCAAGUGUCUUCCGCCACGCAAAGAACAACGACCAACGCACGCCAACCCGCAAGCGCAAGUCGAGCGGCAUUGCGGGUGGCGAAGCCGUCCGCCGUAAGCUCAUGGAUGCCCAGCAACGGCGCAGCACCCAACUCCCAAUGUAA
Messenger RNA from Penicillium antarcticum, 1875 nucleotides. RefSeq lists its product as uncharacterized. NCBI's taxonomy places the organism in Eukaryota, Fungi, Ascomycota, Eurotiomycetes, Eurotiales, Aspergillaceae. Bases 1 to 1875 code for a protein of 624 amino acids. The record is from RefSeq and is a predicted model, not a curated record. The transcript is spliced from 3 exons.